This is a messenger RNA of Oncorhynchus gorbuscha (pink salmon), 1595 nucleotides long. It is a transcript of the gene apom, whose product is annotated as apolipoprotein M. Gene Ontology annotation, molecular function: phospholipid binding; lipid carrier activity. NCBI's taxonomy places the organism in Eukaryota, Metazoa, Chordata, Actinopteri, Salmoniformes, Salmonidae. The record is from RefSeq and is a predicted model, not a curated record. Bases 96 to 692 code for a protein of 198 amino acids. The transcript has 7 exons. Gene Ontology annotation, cellular component: high-density lipoprotein particle; low-density lipoprotein particle; very-low-density lipoprotein particle. Gene Ontology annotation, biological process: high-density lipoprotein particle remodeling; cholesterol efflux; high-density lipoprotein particle assembly.
UGAAGCUCAAUCCGGACACAGAAAUAUCAAGCCCAGAAAGAGAGAUCAAUUGCCAGGUUUCUUUUAGGCCACAAGUUGAUUAAGGUGGUUCAGGUAUGUUAGAGGCCAAGGAAGUGUAUCCGUUCUUGCUCUUUGUGAAUGGGUGGUUUAGUCAGCUCUUCACCCCCUGCUCCCAACCAGUCCUCCUAUCUACAAGCAGUCUCAAUACCCAACAGUAUCUUGGCAAAUGGUACUUCAUUGCAGCGGCUGGUGUGAAGGAGUCGGAUGUGCAGAUGUUCAGACAGAUGGACAGCACUGUGUUUCACCUGAAUGAGACCUCUAAAAAUGCACUACUGUUGACCGGAGCCAUGCGCGUGGGUGUUCAUUGCAUUAUGAAAAACUGGACCUACACUAUUCAGUCUGGCAAAGAUGAUUUGACAUCAGAAGGCAGGCCUGAGCUGCAAACUCUAGUGUGGAGUGGAGAGUGGCUGAACUGCACCCAGUGUAUCCUGCUGCAGGAGAUAGAGCGUCACUUGAACCCACUAGAGACACACGACACCCUCAACAGAUUCAUGCUUUACGCUCGUGACAGUGCCUUAUUGGAUAAUAAAGUGGUGACGGCGUUUCAGACCCAAACAGCUUGUAAAAACAUGGACAGAUUUGUCCAUCUCCCUCAAGAGAAAGAGCUUUGUAAAUUGGAGAAUAAGGUGUAGCACUUAGGCUUCCUGAUAUUUGUUGGAAUCUUCAAUCAAGAUCAUGCUAUGCAUCAAAAUAGGUUUCCUUUUGAUAGUUUAAUAUUAGCGUAUUGCCCACUCUAACUUUGAUCUAACUCAGAAACGUGGAACUAAUUCUCCUCUCAUUUCCCAUGUGUAAUAGCAAAACAAAUAAACAGAAAAAAGAACAGCUAUACAAAGCAUGUUCCAAAGUCUCAGACUGGUUAGAAUAGCACUAGUGACCCAUGCUUAGACUUCUUAGUUAUCAAGUUUUCUAAAAGUGUCUAUUUCCAGGCCAAUUUUUCACUUUCACUCAUUUCUCUUUUUGUGAGGGAUCUUUUAACUGUCAUGGUUCAGGCAUGGUUCACUGAACUGCAUUGUUCCACUCUUUGCCUACCUCCAUCAAUGGAGGCUGCUGAGUGGAGGAUGGCUCAUAAUAAUGUCUGGAAUGGAGUCAAUGGAAUGGUAUCAAACACUUGGUUUCCAUGUGGUUGAUACCAUUCCAUUGACUCCAUUCCAGCCAUUAUUAUGAGCAUUCCUCCCCUCAGCAGCCUCCACUGACCUCCAUCCAAAUACCAUUGAUAUACUAAGAUAAUAAUCCAGGGCUAGUUUAUGGGGGAGGAGCCACCCACGUAGUUACACUGACAGUGCAGGGGAAAUUCCCAUGAUGCUGCUGACAGAGCAGAAGCUCAGAGCACACAGUUGUUCACAACCAGAGUGGUCAUCAACAGUUCUCCUCUUCGUUUGCUUCAUUAACCCACUGUUCCUAGGCCGUCAUUGUAAAUAAGAAUUUGUUCUUAACUGACUUGCCUAGUUAAAUAAAGGUCAAAUAAAAAUACAAAAUAAAAUAAAAAUACAAGAGGAAAUGGAGAAUUCUUUGAGUUAAUAGUUUCUAAAAUAAUU